Metopolophium dirhodum (rose-grain aphid) is the source of this 1710-nucleotide messenger RNA. RefSeq lists its product as uncharacterized. The transcript is spliced from 9 exons. Gene Ontology annotation, molecular function: dimethylallyltranstransferase activity; (2E,6E)-farnesyl diphosphate synthase activity. The coding region runs from base 220 to 1458 and encodes 412 amino acids. Lineage: Eukaryota; Metazoa; Arthropoda; Insecta; Hemiptera; Aphididae. Gene Ontology annotation, cellular component: cytoplasm. The record is from RefSeq and is a predicted model, not a curated record. Gene Ontology annotation, biological process: trans, trans-farnesyl diphosphate biosynthetic process.
AUUCCUUUUCAGAUUUAAUUUGAACCGGUCGACCGAGGAAGUCGUACGUUGGCUGUCCCUUGUCUCUUGUCCCGUACCGUACUGCAAGAUACAAUAAGACUCUUCGCGCUGUGCCACAUCGAAAUUCGACGAUCGACAUAAAUCGUCGCAAUUGCUUCAAUCGAUAGUCGAAUAACAUUCCACUUAGGUACUAUCUACCUUGGUAUAAGACUAUAAGAUAUGUACAAGACACUGACUACGUUCACGAGAGCCCUGAGCCGGCGGACCACGUUUUUGCUUUGCAACGCGGUUACAGGAGGUCGAGAGAAUCACUUUCGAGUUUGUAAUGUUUCGUCUAAAGAUAAUAAAGAUUUACCAUUUCAUAGGUCUAUGAGCGUGGAUUGCUCACCACCGGUGACUUCGGUUGUAACUGGUGUAUCGGUCAGCCAGGACGAGUUUGGGAAUUUCAUGGCAGUGUUCCCAGAAUUAGUCAGGGAUCUGACAGACACCAGCCUUAAGUUGAACGUGCCCGACGCCACCGAGUGGCUAGAAAACCUGUUGCAAUACAACGUGCCCGGCGGUAAAAAUAAACGAGGAUUGACGUUGGUAACGUCAUUCAAGAUGCUGGCCUCGCCGUCUGAUCUGACCGAUGAAAAUCUUAGACUGUCUUACAUAUUAGGGUGGUGUGUUGAAAUCUUGCAAGCUUAUCAAUUAGUGUUGGACGACAUAAUGGAUAACGCUAUUACUAGACGAGGACGUCCGUGUUGGUAUCGACACAACGAUAUUGGUCUAAUGGCAGUGAACGAUGGCAUUCUCUUGGAACAGGCCAUUUACCAAUUGCUUAAAAAAUACUUUAAGGAUAAGCCAUACUAUACACACAUUGUGGAAUUGUUCUAUGACAUUACAAUGAAAUCUGCGAUGGGCCAGUGUCUCGAUAUGUUGACUGCGAAAAGUUUAAAAUCUACAAAACUUGAAAAAUUUACUUUGGACAAUUAUACAGCUAUUGUGAAAUAUAAGACUGCGUAUUAUUCGUUUUUUCUUCCCGUGUUUCUCGCCAUGCGCAUGACAAACAUCAAUGAUCAAGAAAUCUUUAAACAAUCAAAGGCUAUAUUGCUUGAAAUGGGUCAAUUCUUCCAAGUUCAAGAUGACUAUUUAGACUGUUAUGGAAAUCCAGAAGUCACGGGAAAAAUUGGCACAGACAUAGAAGAUGGAAAAUGCUCAUGGUUGGCUGUAAUGGCUUUGCAAAAAGUCAAUUCUGAACAAAAAAAAAUUAUGGAGGAUAAUUACGGUAUUGACGAUCCAAUCAAUGUUGCAGUCAUAAAAAAUUUAUACGGACAGUUGAAAUUACAAAACACGUUUCUACUCUACGAAGAAGAAAGUUAUAAGUUAAUAAGUACUUAUAUUCAACUAUUGUCACAAGGAUUGUCACAAGACAUGUUUUUCACAUUCUUGGAAAAGAUUUACAAGAGAACCCUCUAAUUUUAAAUCUUUACUAAAUUCAUUAAUCAUCAUUUAUUUUACGUACUUACAUCAAAUAUAAUAGUUAUUAUUUCUUAGAUAUAGCUAAUUAGUUGUAUACAGUUUUAAAAAAUCAGUGUGCUCAAAAAUUGUACUUUGUGUUGAGUGUACCAUUUCAAUGUCUAAUCAUAUUUUAUCACUGCAUUAUUCAACACAACAUUUUUAACUACCUACUAUUCAUAAACAAUGUUAUAAGUUUAAUAUUCAGAUAAU